AUGUUUUUUUGACAAAGUGGUUGUUGCCUUACAAGUCAAUAUUGCAUACUCUUACUGAAAUGCACAGUAUAUAAUCUUUACAGCUUGUGCAUCAGAAAAUAAUAUGAGCAAUAAAAACUGUCAUUUAAGUCACCUUUACAUUUUUGUUUUUAAGUUGGUUCCUUUCCUCCGUACAUCACAGGUCUUACUAGAUCUAGCGCGAAUUAUCUUCGAGGAGCAGAGUACAAUAGAACAGAUGGUGUAUCGCAUCAUGACACACACACAGAGCCUUCUGCAGUGUGAACGGGUCCAGAUUCUUCUGGUACAUGAAGCUUCUCAGGGAACUUUCUCACGGGUAUUCGACCUGGAAGUGAAGGACCUACAAGGUGAUGAUGCAGAGAACCGCACUAGUCCCUUUGAGUCAAGAUUCCCCAUCAACAUCGGAAUCACUGGUCAUGUUGCCACAACAGGAGAGACUGUAUGCAUCGCCGAUGCGUAUCAAGAUGCCAAAUUUGAUCCCUCAGUGGAUGAGAACACAGGAUUCCGUCACCGAUCUGUUCUGUGUAUGCCAAUUAAAAACACUGCAGGGAAAACUGUCGGUGUUGUGCAACUAAUCAACAAGUUUGAUAAUCUUCCUUUCACUCGAAAUGAUGAAAACUUCCUUGAAGCAUUCGCCAUCUUUUGUGGUAUGGGUAUUCACAACACAGACAUGUAUGAAAAGGCUAUUACAGCAAUGGCUAAGCAGAAAGUCACACUAGAAGUUCUUAGCUAUCAUGCGACUGCUCCCAGAGAAGAUGCUCUCAGGCUAAUGAAAUUGAAAAUCCCUUCAGCACAAGCUUUUAAGCUGUAUGACUUCAAGUUUGAUGACUUCAGCCUUGAUGAUGAUGGAAGCCUGAAGGCUUGUUUGAGAAUGUUUCUGGACCUGGAUUUGAUUGGAAGGUUUCACAUAGAGUAUGAGGUUCUGUGCCGGUGGUUGCUAAGUGUCAAGAAGAACUAUCGUAACGUAACCUACCACAACUGGCGGCAUGCUUUCAAUGUUGCCCAAAUGAUGUUUGCAAUCAUCACGACUACACAGUGGUGGAAGAUUUUGGGUGAACUGGAAUGCUUGGCACUCUUGGUGGCUUGUCUGUGUCAUGACCUUGACCACCGAGGCACAAACAAUUCCUUCCAGAUCAAAGCAUCAUCACCUCUUGCGCAGCUGUACACAACUUCAACAAUGGAACACCACCAUUUUGAUCAGAGUGUUAUGAUCCUCAACUCUGCGGGUAAUCAGAUCCUCAGCAACUGUACACCUGAUGAAUAUUCACGGGUAAUAAGUGUCCUAGAAGAUGCCAUUCUUGCUACUGAUUUGGCAGUAUAUUUCAGAAAGCGUGGGGGCUUUUUUGCUAUGGUAAAAGGCAAAGAAUAUGAUUUCAAGAAGGAGGAAAACAGAGUCCAGCUGCGGGGCAUGAUGAUGACUAUUUGUGACAUCGCUGCUAUUACAAAGCCAUGGGUUACACAAAAGCAGGUGGCAGAACUUGUUGCUGGAGAGUUCUUUGAACAAGGUGACAUUGAAAAAGAAGAACUAAAGAUUACUCCAAUUGACAUGAUGAACCGUGAGAAAAAAGACAAACUCCCUAUGAUGCAAGUUCUCUUUAUUGACUCAAUUUGUUUGCCAGUUUACGAGAUCUUUGCCGAACUGACUCCUGAACUGAAACCCUUGUUAGAAGGAGUUCUGGAAAACAGGAAGAACUGGCAAAUGCUUGCAAAUGAAACAAUGAACAAGGACAGAUCUUCAAUCAACAACAACAAUAACAAAAAUAAUAAUAACAAUAGCAGUGAUGCCAAUACAGCUGUUGAGAAUGCUCAUUCCAUUUAAACAACAGUGAUGCUAGCACAUGUGUUAGGAACACAACUUCUUGCUAAUCAAUAUCAAUGAGAAGGAAAUUCAUUUGAAUCUAAAACUCUGCAAUAAUCCUUCCAAGUGAAAGAAGAAGAAGACAUAAAAACAGUUAAGAGGGCAAUUACAAGUUAAUAUUAUCCAAGCUGUGGGAGUGAAACCGACUCGAAACAAGUUUCACAUAUUUUGUUUAAAAACUGAGUAUGAUUGUUGGAACCCCACUUCAGUGUUCAAAGCCUCAUUUUAGGUACUAAAGCUGAGAAAAUGUACCUGGUGAUUAUGUGAUGUUAUCAUAACUAUUCAGAUGUGAUUUGCUAGAAAUACUUUAUUAAUUGGAUGAUUUCUGUGCAAGGAAGCAGUUGUGUUCAUUAUAACUAUUCAUUGAAAUAGUUGAUCUGCAUUAUAUUGUUUUCAGGAAAUGUGUUCUAGGUAAUAUGUGAAAUACUGUAGUAAUUUUUAUACUGUACGGUAACUGUAUACAUCCUCUUAGAGGUGCUGAAAGAAAUGGACUUUUAAUACAGUGUAAGUCACUACAUAAAGCUCCAUACUUAUAGUGUGUGCUGUUGCCCAAAACAGUACUUAAAAAUUAUAUAAACACAAUGGUGAACCUUAUAUAAAAAAAAAAUGGUGCAAAGGAAAAAAAUCUUCUGAAGACUUAAUACUGGCUUCCUCAGAGGUUAGAGAAGUUUAGAGGUAAAUGAAAAAAAAUUACAGUGCAAAAGUAUGCUAUGAAAAAAGUGAAUGUAAAAUUCAAAGACAUUGUAUUUCUGUAUUAAUGUUUUAUCAGUCCUGAAUAUUUAUUUGUAAUAUAUUCCAAUCUGUUCUCUGGAUACAUUUGAGUUGUACGUAUUGUGGCAAUAUAUAUUACCACAAUAAAGUAAUAUUAGUAUAAACAAAUCUCAUUAUGUACAUAUACAGUACGUGUUGAAUGGUCUGUGUUGAGGGCUACACUUUAUCUUAACUUUCUUAACCAAGAAAUAUAUAUAUAUACUUGUAUAUUGACAAGUUUUUCUCUUUUUCAGACAAAUUUAUUCUCAGAAAUUCAUUCUCACCAAUUUUGAGAAAAAAUUGGAGGGAGAAUUUCUGAACUGAAAUUUGGAUUAUUUUCUUAUUCUAAAUUUUAUGAAUAUGAGAAAAUAUAACUUAUUAUUAACUAUAUUUUCUCUUAUACAGAACAAAACUUUGCUAGAGAAAAAUGUCCAAAAUUUAUUUUAGGAUUUUUUCUUAUUUGUAAGUUUCUGAAUAGGAGUAAUGCAAAUUAAUUUUUCAAAAAAAGUGAACUAAUUUAAAAAAUUGUAAGUUUUAUUUUUUUAAUUAAAUUGACAUACAUGUAUUUUCACAUUUUGAAAAAUCGGAACACAAGAGAUAUUGUUGUAUUGCAGUAAUACUUAUUACCAUAAUACAUACAAAAUAAAUGUUUUCUGACAAAGAAGGGCUACGUAUACAGGGUUAGAAAUUUAGUUUAAUUUAUGGACUUGUGAUUUUAAAGUUUGCCAAGAGCCAUAUUAGAUUUUUUUUUUAUAUACAGUAGUGUCUUGGCAGACUAUGCACAGUAAUACAUGGUCUAGAGUUUGCACAAAUAUUACAACUAGCAGGAUUCUGUUUCACCCAACUCUUCAAAUAUUGGCUGAGGGGAGGAACAAAUCAUAAUACCUUGCUACACUCUGUAUGACCCUUACGGGUUUAGCGCAUUUUUUAAAUAUAUUAAUACUACAGAACACGUGUAUAUGUGAGAAACACAGAGAUAAAAAAUGAACUUUAAAUUUGGUGAUGUAGUUCCUCAAAGAGUCCCAGUUUAUUAUUGAAU
This is a messenger RNA of Cherax quadricarinatus, 3665 nucleotides long. RefSeq names its product Phosphodiesterase 11 (gene Pde11). Gene Ontology annotation, biological process: signal transduction. NCBI's taxonomy places the organism in Eukaryota, Metazoa, Arthropoda, Malacostraca, Decapoda, Parastacidae. The record is from RefSeq and is a predicted model, not a curated record. Gene Ontology annotation, molecular function: 3',5'-cyclic-AMP phosphodiesterase activity; protein binding; 3',5'-cyclic-GMP phosphodiesterase activity.